AUGGGGGCACCCGCCUACCGACCGCACCAGCACCAAUACCGCAGCAGCCUCGGUCUCCAUGCGACAAACAACGCUAGAGCGAAUAGGACGAUUCUGUGGCUCAAACAGGUCGUCUUUUGGUUGAUAAUUUUCGUCUUCUUAUUGAUGGUGUUCGAGAGCCUCUGGGCUAGCGAACCGGAACAUCGCACUACCACCAUCGAAACGGAAAUAGCCGACCAGGCGGGAGUUCUGCACGUAGGGACAAUAGACAUUAGCAUUGAAAACUUUUCAUCCGAAGACACUCCAGAAGAAGAGGACGAUGCCGUCCCAGAUACCUUUUAUUUUGUUGGUGGCAAGCCGGUUUGGUUCGAUGCAACUUUGGAAGGGAGAUGGGCCACGCUGAAGCAACAAUUUAUGAGCAUCUUCUGGGCCCCUACCGUGUGGCAGCCAGCUAGAAUCCCUCAUCGGGAAAUGCCAGGACCGGAAACAUUGACUCAAACGCAGCUGCUUCUGAUGCAGGAAGAGGAGGAAGGAUUUGAACCAGGAGCCAACGAAGUGGAACCGUUUCGACGGAGAAGCAUACGAGGAACCAUGACACACUUUGGCAUUGCUGAUGCUUUAGCGGGUGGCCUGCAACUGUAG
Molecule: messenger RNA, 621 nt
Organism: Seminavis robusta
Lineage: Eukaryota; Bacillariophyta; Bacillariophyceae; Naviculales; Naviculaceae
Source: the annotation of a GenBank genome assembly